Alternaria rosae is the source of this 3025-nucleotide messenger RNA. RefSeq lists its product as uncharacterized. The transcript has 2 exons. Gene Ontology annotation, cellular component: nucleus. Lineage: Eukaryota; Fungi; Ascomycota; Dothideomycetes; Pleosporales; Pleosporaceae. Gene Ontology annotation, molecular function: DNA binding; zinc ion binding; DNA-binding transcription factor activity, RNA polymerase II-specific. The record is from RefSeq and is a predicted model, not a curated record. Bases 86 to 2839 code for a protein of 917 amino acids. Gene Ontology annotation, biological process: regulation of DNA-templated transcription; DNA-templated transcription.
AUUCCCUCAUGUGGUCGGUCAACGGGGUGCACCGUGGAACUCAUCCCACCUCAAGCGCCGAACAUCAAAACCCAUCUUACCUGCUAUGCUUCUCAACAUGAGUCGUCCACCCAGCAUACCCUCACAUUCAGGUCCUCCGCCAUCCUACAGCCCUUACCCAGCACAUCAUGCUUCAUCGUCUCGACCAGAAAUCAUUGCCCCCAGUCAGCACGUUCGCCCCAGAGAUUCCAGUGGAAGUCAUAACAAUGCGCAGCAAUUACCAAGUCUUCGCACGCUUCUGGAACCAGAGCUACUGGACAAAAAGUCGUCUGAUCCAUCGUUGAGAGCGGGCGGCGCUCCGGUACCUUACAGUCAUUGUGGUCGUUACGGGUCGUCAAGUCCGACACUGAAGAGACGGCAUGAAUAUGAUGGUUACUUCCAUGGUUAUCCAGAGCAUAAUGCUAUCGCUUCUCAAACACCCUACCACCACCGUCAACCUCUAUCGACCACAAACGCCACCACAUCCACCACCUCCUCGACUCCUGGCUCUGGGUUCGGUGUCGGUCGAGUAGAUCUCCAACGGCGCGAAAGUUUUGCACACCCUUCACAGCAUGAACUGGUGGGAAAUGGGCACCGGCAGGCUUCGCUCAUGUCUGAUGCGACGGGAGCGAUGACAACUCACUCCGUUCAGCAAGAAUUAGGGUUUGACCCAAGUAGGCCUGUCAGAAUGAGACGACUGGAGGGUUCCUCACGGGCUCCGGUACGAUCGUCGCGUUGUGUGGGCCAGCGCGAUAUACCUGGCGAAGGCCCAUGCUAUGUCUACGAGGAUGGCACCUACUGUCGGGCUAUAAUAGACGGCGAAGCCGUGAACCCUUCGUGGGGCAUAACGAAGGCGGGAAAGCCUCGAAAGCGACUCGCGCAGGCUUGCCUUACCUGUCGAGAGAAGAAGAUUAAGUGCGAGCCCGGAUAUCCAAAAUGCCAGCAAUGCGCCAAGUCGCAAAGAGUAUGCAGAGGAGGACUCAACCAGAGCAAUGCAUCCGGCGAGACAUCACCGUCAAACUCCGCUCCGCUAUUUAAGAACCACUCGUCCGAGGUCUUGAGUCCCACAGCCAACUCAGAUAGAAACAAAGCUCCCGGAGAGCUGCGAGACUCAUCAAGAAAGGUUGACACUUGGAACGCCGGAACCCCGUUCAGACCUCGAAAGUACCGCCACCAUACUAGUACGGACCCGAGAGACAUGUCGGUACAGUCGUACGAUUCGGAUUGGAGUGGUUCGGCAAAUGACCAGAGCCUGGACGAUCCCGGACGCGGCUCUUAUUCCGACCAACUUGCCCUCCAAUGGGAGCAGGAUCCUUUCGAAACGGAUCCUGGUCUGACGAUGCACCUACUGGAUCUUUAUUUCAACCAAGCGGGUCGCGCGACCUAUGGCAUGUUUCCUCGCAGACCCUUCCUCAUGUGGGUAGAGGGUAACCGCGAGAAGAACCACGAUCACUUGAUGCUUCUAUACUCAGUCCUGGCUAUAGGCUCACUGUUCUCAGCCGAUGGGGAUAAGAAAGCCCUAGGAAAGAAAUUUGCUUCGGUCGCGUCAUAUGCAGCAGAAAAGCGGUUCGGGAAGUUCAGCCUGCAGUUAUGCCAGACUCGGCUGAUGCUCGCGCUCUACUAUUUUGCCCGCGGCAAGUCACAGGAAGCGUGGGACUACUGUGGUGCUGGUCUGCGAGCUCUCAGCGCCCUGAAGCUGAACUCCGAAGAAGGCGUCAAAGAGUUGGUUGAUAGCAAUGCCGAUUGGGACUAUGGACUUGAUCGUCAAAUGUUCGCGGAGUGCUGUCGUCGCACUUUCUGGUCCGGACUACUGAUGGAUGUAAGUCACGACGUCAUCAAGUUUCCAGCAUCCGUUGACUUGAUGCAACAACAGCGAUACAACGGCUUCUUCGGAGGGACUCUUUUCGUCCUCAACUUGGAGGAUGUCUUCGUUCAGCUCCCCUGCCUGGACAGCAUGUACGAUACAUCAACACCAUGUAACGCGCCGAUCCUGGAUGAAGAGCUUCUCAAUGGAAGUGCCACCUCCGGCCCCGUUCUGGGCCACAUGGCGUAUCUAUGCCUGAUAUCGACGCUAUGGGGCGAGGUCCUCACAUUCACUAGCCGAGCUGCGCGUCGACCCGACAGUGUAUAUGAACGACACUACGACACGUUCUACACUAGAACCAACGAUAAGCUGGACGCAUGGCAUGCGAUGUUGCCAGAGGAGCUACAGUAUAGCCCACGAAAUCUCGACAAUAGCAUGGUCGGAGGAUAUGCUGGCACUUUCGUAUCUAUACACGCUUUGUAUUACGCCACAAUCAUCCGCCUUAAUCGCCAUGUCAGAGUCAACAUACUGCCAAUGGAAAAACAACGCCGAAAUCUGGAACGAGCCCUACGCAUGGCAUCCAACUUUCUGUCGGUGAUGCUUUCCCUAGCUCCAGCUAGCCGCCAACGUCUUUCGCCCACUGUUGUCUCGGACCUCUCGUUCUCGACGCCUUUCCCUGGUUACGCGCUCAUGCUUUCUGUCGACGUAUUGACCUCUGCCGGGCUCUUAUCCUCAUUGCCGACUUUAAUCGAGACCCUCAACACUACACUGACCUGUAUCGACGAAUUAGCAGGCGUUUGGGCUUCUGCAAAAGCGCAGCAGAAGACAGUAUCGAAUCGGAUCAAGCAGCUCAUUGACAUUGCCGCACAACAGAGCCAAGGCAUAAGCAACGGAAGUUACGGAAAUUUCUGGAGGAUCGGCAACAGUCUUGAGACUGCCUUCGGAAACGAUGAUGCAUUGUACAAGACCGAAGACCAGUUGCUUUUCGGCGUUGUGGGUAAGCUUACGAGUCAGUAAAAUGCUCGUCCAUCUAUACUUGCUACUCCACGAACCAAUGCCGGCUUACGUCUUUUCUUUGGACCACAUCAGUUUGUAUGCGCUUUUUGUAUUUGUCUCGGAUCUUAGGUUAUGCAAUGGCGUCGCACGCUGCAUAAACCUCGGCCCGAUCUCCAAACCGCGUUUGUCUGGCCAACGCGUCCAGCA